AUGGCUUCCAACAUUUCAUUGAAUUAUCUCCAAUACCUGGAGGAGUACGAACCGGACCUAGGAGACGACAACGAAUCGCUCGCAUCGUUAGAAACCGACGACGGCGAAGACCAUCCUCCUGAGAAGAUCAUCGCUGAGAUCACUGUGAAGAACGGCAAUAAAUGGUAUUUGGUCAAGUGGAAGGAUUGCCCGGUUCUAAGGUCUAGCUGGGAAGGGGGGGAAUUGUUCGACGAUUGUCCUAAGGUUUGGGAUGCGUGGUUAGUUGAGAAGCAGCAGCAGGCCGAAGGCAAAUCGAAACCUCUGGACGUCGCAGCGUUUAACAAGGCUGUCCUGAACCUCGAAGUGGCGGAAAGUCAGCGACGGACCCUGAGGAGACUAAGGCGGAAAGUCAAGCGUGUCCUUUCCAGUCUUGAGACUUGA
This is a messenger RNA of Hyaloscypha bicolor E, 420 nucleotides long. RefSeq lists its product as uncharacterized. The transcript has a single exon. The record is from RefSeq and is a predicted model, not a curated record. Lineage: Eukaryota; Fungi; Ascomycota; Leotiomycetes; Helotiales; Hyaloscyphaceae. The coding region runs from base 1 to 420 and encodes 139 amino acids.